Molecule: messenger RNA, 1386 nt
Organism: Nerophis lumbriciformis (worm pipefish)
Lineage: Eukaryota; Metazoa; Chordata; Actinopteri; Syngnathiformes; Syngnathidae
Source: RefSeq, a predicted model, not a curated record
AUGGAGGCCACGGGGAGAAUUGUACUUUACUUGCUUCUGGUUCUGCUGACAGAUGUCAGCGCACAUUUCAUUGACAUCCCUUCAUCAAUCUACCCCAGCAUCGAAGGAACCUCUCUCCUUCUCCCAGUCGAGACGUACUUCCAGUUGGAUGACGCAGAAAUCCAAGGGACCUGGUCUCACACCACCACCGACGGUGUCCGAACCACGCUGGUGACGUUCACCAAAGACUCCGCCAUCACUGACAUGACGUACCGCGACUACAUCGUUUUCAAAGUGCCCAACAUGACCUUGCUAAUCCGGGAAUUAAACCAACACGACGAGGGAGAUUAUCACCUCAACCUGAACAUUGAGUUUGUCAACCAGUCGGGGCUAGUUUUCAAAGAGGAGAGGACAGUGCGUGUAACUGUUGAUGUUCCUGUAUCCACGCCAGUCAUUAAAAAGACCCCAUCGUACUCAGUGGUUGAGGACAAGGCCAACGUGACGUGGACAUGUUCAGUGGAAAGAGGAACAAGGGUUGUGUUUCAGUGGUUUAGAGACAAUACCCCUCUGGGUGUCAGUGAUAGAUAUCACUUCUCUAAAGACAAAUCCACACUGCUGAUUAGUCCUGUGAAAAAGGAGGAUAAGGGAAGUUACCGCUGCGAGGCGAGAAACCCUGUCAGCCGUGAGAAAUCCCGAGCAGCUGUGGACCUAACCGUUUACUACGGCCCCUACAAUUUGGAAGUGAACUCUGACCAAGGCCUCCGCACAGGGGAAGUGUUCACCAUCAACCCUGGAGAACUGGUCUUUUUCCACUGCCAGGCUGACUCCAACCCCCCCAACAGUUACGUGUGGAUCUCCAAAAGCCGCAACGCCACGCAGAUCAUCACCGAAGGCCCGCGCUUGGAGGUUCUUUCUUACAGACUCGCCCAGGCUGAAGAGUACCUGUGUCGCGCCUUCAACAAUGUGACGCAAAAACAAGACGAAACCCAGUUCACCCUCGUGGUGGCCAGCCUGGGUACAGGGAAAGAGAAGCACACCCAGGAUGACAAUUCUGUAUCUCCACUUGUUGUUAUAGCUGUAUGUUCCUUGUUCAUCAUCGGCGGCAUGCUGCUCAUCUUCUUUAGGAAAAAUUGUCACCCAAAAAGAGUGCUCAUGAGGAUUUAUAAAAGGUCUAACUUCUUCUGCAGACCCAUCUCAGAUCCAAGACGACCGCAUCGAUCAGGCCAUGAGGAUGCAACUGAAGACUUUGGCAUCUACGAAUUUGUCGCCAUACCUGGGAGAAUGGAACCGGCGCAGGCGUCGUGCAGAUCUCUGGCCCGCCUGGAGUCAACUCAGGAUAUGCACACCACAAUCUACGAUGUGAUCAGACACGUUCCCGAAAGCCCCGGGCAGAGUUUGCUCAAUUGA